This is a messenger RNA of Ambispora leptoticha, 450 nucleotides long. The record is from the annotation of a GenBank genome assembly. Lineage: Eukaryota; Fungi; Glomeromycota; Glomeromycetes; Archaeosporales; Ambisporaceae.
AUGGCUGACCAAUUAACUGAAGAGCAGAUUGCUGAGUUCAAGGAAGCGUUCUCUCUUUUUGACAAAGACAAUGAUGGUACUAUUACCACUCGUGAAUUGGGUACAGUUAUGCGUUCGCUUGGUCAAAAUCCAACGGAAGCAGAGUUGCAAGACAUGAUAAACGAGGUAGAUGCAGACGGUAAUGGAACCAUCGAUUUUCCUGAAUUCUUAACUAUGAUGGCUCGUAAAAUGAAAGAUACAGAUUCCGAAGAGGAGAUAAAAGAAGCAUUCAAGGUUUUUGACAAAGAUGGUAAUGGUUUUAUUUCUGCUGCUGAGUUGCGGCAUGUAAUGACGAAUCUUGGCGAAAAACUUACCGACGAAGAAGUCGACGAAAUGAUUCGUGAAGCUGACGUUGACGGUGACGGUCAAAUCAAUUACGAGGAAUUUGUUAAAAUGAUGAUGACCAAAUAA